AUGUAGGCUGCUGAGUCGCAGCCCUUUCCCAUGUGUAUCAAGCAAUGAGUUGGCAAGUAAAUGUGUAGUUCUAUUUUGACGUCAAACUUUGGACCACAUAUGGGAAAGCUUGAAGAGAUUAAGCUGUAUCCUUUUGAAAUAUAUGCAAUUGAUGAGAAAGAACUCACAUCAAGGUUCUUGAUACAAGUAAAGAAGCAAUAAACAUCUUCUCUAUUUUUCUUUCUUCUCUCAAUGGCUACAGUUCUCAAAUCACUCCAUAUUCUGAUAACAUUUUUCAUGUUUUUAAAACAGUUUGCCUUAUCCCAAGAGGAAAACCAGUUCAUCUUCAAUGGCUUUAAUGGAACCAAUCUGCAUCUAAAUGGGAUUGCUAAGAUCCAACCCAAUGGUCUAUUAGAGCUAACCAACACUUCAAAGAGACAAAUUGGCCGUGCUUUCUUCCCAUUUCCUCUCAAGUUCAACAAAUCUUCAUCCGACCGCUCUGAUUCCCUAUCAUUUUCAACCAACUUUGUAUUUGCCAUGGUUCCAGAAACGAUCCAUUCUAGUGGCCAUGGUAUUGCAUUCACUAUCUCACCCAACAUGGAGCUGCCAGGGGCUGUAGCAAGCCAGUAUUUUGGACUUUUUAAUUCUUCAAGCAAUGGCCUUUUUUCAAACCAUGUCUUUGCUAUAGAGCUAGACACAGUUCAAAGCCCUGAAUUUGCAGAUAUCAAUGGCAGCCAUGUUGGCGUUGAUGUAAAUAGCUUGACAUCCUUGGAAUCAGCUCCAGCAACAUACUUUGCAGAAGAUGAAGGGGAAAAUAAAAGCUUGGACUUCUUUAGUGGAAAUCCAAUGCAGCUGUGGAUAGAUUAUGAGGAAGUUGAGAAGCUGCUCAAUGUAACACUAGCUCCGAUUAGAAGCAACAAGCCUAGCCGGCCUCUUUUAUCAAGGAGCAUUGAUCUUUCUACUUAUCUCUUGGAUUCUAUGUAUGUUGGUUUCUCUUCAUCAACUGGUGAAUUAGCUGGUAACCACUAUAUACUCGGCUGGAGCUUCAGUAAAACUGGGAAAGCACAAAGCCUAGACUACUCAAAGCUUCCUUCACUUCCUCCUCCGAGAAAUUCAAAGUCGAAAGCAGAUUUAAGAAUUAUUGUCCCUUCAAUAACAGUGAUUGCUUUGCUUGUAACAAUCUCUGGUGGUGCAUAUGUUAUACGGAGGAAGAAAUAUGAAGAAAUACGUGAAGACUGGGAAAAAGAAUAUGGUCCCCAAAGGUUCUCUUACAAGGAUCUCUAUAAAGCAACAAAAGGUUUUAAAGAAAAAGAGAUGCUUGGAAGUGGGGGUUUUGGAAGUGUUUACAAAGGAGUAUUACCUUCUUCUAACGAACAGGUUGCGGUCAAGAGAAUUUCCCAUGAUUCGAAACAAGGGAUGAAGGAGUUUGUUGCCGAAAUUGCCAGCAUGGGAAGGCUAAGGCAUAGGAACUUGGUGCAGCUCCUAGGCUACUGCCGGCGAAAAGGAGAACUUUUGUUGGUCUAUGACUAUAUGCCAAAUGGAAGUCUAGACAAGUUCCUAUUUAGCAAUUCAAAGCCAAACCUUAAUUGGGCUCAACGAUUUCGAAUUCUUAAAGGAGUAGCAUCUGCACUGCUUUACCUUCAUGAAGAGUGGGAGCAAGUUGUUCUACACAGAGAUGUAAAAGCUAGCAAUAUUCUGUUAGAUGCUAACUUUAAUGGAAGGUUAGCAGACUUUGGUCUUGCAAAAUUAUAUGAUCAUGGAACAAAUCCUCAAACCACUCGUGUGGUUGGGACUCUGGGAUACAUUGCACCAGAGCUGGCUAGAACCGGGAAGGCCACUACCUGCACCGAUGUGUUUGGCUUUGGGACCUUUAUGCUUGAAAUAGCAUGUGGAAGGAAGCCUCUAGAGCCACAACUAGAGCCUGAAGAGACAAUUUUGGCUGAUUGGGUUCUUGAAUUGUGGAAAGCAGGAGCUAUUCUUGAUGCAAGCGAUGCUAGAUUGGAAGGUAGUUUUGUGGCAGAGGAAAUGGAGUUGGUUUUGAAACUAGGUCUUCUUUGUACAAACCCGAUAGCAGCAAAUAGGCCCACCACGAGGCAGGUGGUACAAUAUUUGGAUGGAAAUUUUACCUUGCCUGAGAUGCCACUGGAAUGUGCUAACACAAUGACAAUUGAACACAGAGCAUAUACAGAUUGUGCUGUGUCACUUCCUACAUCAUACGAAGAAAAUUCUGGUUCUGCCAAUUCCUUUUCUAGCUCUAUAUCUAUCCUCAGCACUGGUCGUUGAAUCAAAAGCAUCUCUCGUCUUCAUAAUUCAACAAGUACAAUACCACUUAAAUGCAAGUUAGCAAGGUGAACACCAGCAAUGGAAGCAUGAAGAUUGAUUUGUAUAAUUUGCUACAGGUUAUAUAAGCUUCUUUCAGCCAAUAUUAUGCUAUAUAUAUAGUUCUAGUUAAAAUAUAGGAGGUCAAUGUCAAUCUAUCCAUUUAGUACAUCUUUUAUUCUUAGCCAAAGCUGCGUUUAAGAAAUAAUUGGCUGCAAGUCCAGUUAAUUAUGGAGCUUUGAGUAGCUUGCAUAUUGUAAUUAAAUGUUAGCCUGUGGAAACAAGCCAGUAGAAUACAAAGUAUAGAGGUUACUGUGAUAAUUCACCAUCAUUAAAAUUCUUCCUUUUCAAGAAGGUUAUGAAACAGCAGAGAUUUAAUACUGACAGCCAUAACAUUAAAUUUUUUUAUUGCUUAAAUGUUGCAAUCGGACAUUUUAUGAGCAUAUUCUAGUGUUUUAAUUUAAACCAAUUAUGUCAUGGUACAAGUGAAAAAUAUGCUGAAGAUCUUUCAAUUAAAUAAAUUAUGCAAGAUUUCUUGUUAAAUAAAAAAUUUAUGCUAGUAAAGAAUAAUAGCAAGAACAAAA
Molecule: messenger RNA, 2882 nt
Organism: Durio zibethinus
Lineage: Eukaryota; Viridiplantae; Streptophyta; Magnoliopsida; Malvales; Malvaceae
Product: L-type lectin-domain containing receptor kinase I.8-like
Biological process (GO): protein phosphorylation
Molecular function (GO): protein kinase activity; ATP binding; carbohydrate binding
Source: RefSeq, a predicted model, not a curated record